CGCAGAUGCAGACUGAAGGAACGGUGGUUUGAGGUCGAAUUGAGGAGAUUCAUUUCUUUAAAAUAAAAUAAGAAUGCCGGGUGAUCACGACAAAGAUGUGUAUUCCGAACCACCUCGUCGUACACCGGUAGUGGACAAACAGACUGCUCUCCCAAACCCUGCGCUGAUUUUAACUAAAUUGUUCUAUUACUCGGUGGAUCUACCUGUCACCACAUUCAGAGGCUUGGUGGAAAGCUUUCGCGGAAAUAACAAGUUCUACUACUACCAUGAGAAGUUCCGCCGCGUUCCCGAACUGACCGAUUGCCAGGUGGGAGACUACCCAUGUUACUACGAGGCGGAAAUGCAGUGGCGGAGAGAUCAUAAAGUGGACCAGGAGAUUGUGAAGAUAAUCCAGGAGCGCCUCCGCGCCUGCCAGCAGCGCGAGGGGAACAGCUACCAGCAGAACUGCGCCAGGGAGCUGAAGCAGUUCGAGGAGGUCACCAGGGCCUACCAGUCGCGCUACGGGGACCUGGGGGCGUAUGGCAGCGCACGCAAGUGCCUGAUGAAGCAGAAGCACAGAAUGAUGGAAAGCCAGAAACAGGCAGCCUGAGAAGAGGCCCGAGAACGAGUGUGUGGAACUGCGUCUGUCAA
This is a messenger RNA of Megalops cyprinoides (Indo-Pacific tarpon), 630 nucleotides long. It is a transcript of the gene ndufb10, whose product is annotated as NADH:ubiquinone oxidoreductase subunit B10. The transcript has 4 exons. Bases 74 to 589 code for a protein of 171 amino acids. Lineage: Eukaryota; Metazoa; Chordata; Actinopteri; Elopiformes; Megalopidae. The record is from RefSeq and is a predicted model, not a curated record.